AUGUUUCCCUUUAAGCUAGGCAAAUGGAUGGGACUCGCUUGCCUCCGGUCACUGAUCGUUUCCUCACCAAAUAUCCGUCAGAAGAAACUAAUCCACAAGCUGCAGGAGGAAAAGGCUUUUCGGGCAGAGAUGAAAAUGUUCCGUGAGAAAAUAGAAGACUUCAGAGAAGAGAUGUGGAAUUUCCGAGGCAAGAUCCGUACUUUCCGGGACCAGAUCUUAGACUUUUGGGAACAAGAGAGACCCUUCUGGGAAGAGGAGAAAACCUUCUGGAAAGAAGAAAAAACCUUCUGGGAAAUGGAAAAAUCUUUCCGGGAAGAAGAGAAAACCUUUUGGAAAAAAUACCGAACCUUCUGGAAGGAAGACAAAGUCUUCUGGAAAGAGGACAAUACCUUGUGGGAAAAAGAUCGGAAACUUCUUCAGGAGGACAAGGCCCUGUGGGAAGAGGAAAAGGCCUUGUGGGUAGAGGAAAGAGCCCUCCUUGAGGAAGAGAAGGCCCUGUGGGAGGAUAAAAAGUCCCUCUGGGAGGAAGAGAACGCGCUCUGGGAGGAAGAGAAAGUGUUCUGGGUGGAAGGCGGCCUCCACAAUGUGGAGGAACAAAGGCCAGAAGAUGGCCCCUACGACCUCAACACAGAACCACCAUCACCAGCCUUCUUCAGGGGCCGGGCAUAG
Molecule: messenger RNA, 669 nt
Organism: Perognathus longimembris pacificus (Pacific pocket mouse)
Lineage: Eukaryota; Metazoa; Chordata; Mammalia; Rodentia; Heteromyidae
Gene: Ccdc70
Product: coiled-coil domain containing 70
Exons: 1
Coding region: 1-669 (222 amino acids)
Source: RefSeq, a predicted model, not a curated record